AUAUUUCGUGGAUUGUUCUGUUUAAAUACUUGGGUUUCUUUUCAUUUUCAUCUUCCCUUAUUUGUUCUCUUUGGUGUUGUGAUUUUAUUUCAAGUUGUAUCUCACUACCAUCGCUGUACUGUACGUCAGCUGAUUUUUCCUACAGCGAUUCCUACUGUCACAAACGGCUGCAAACGUGCGCGUUUCUGUAGUCCUCGAACGACCGUCGCGAUAGACGUACGUGCGUCAUCCGUUUUUCCUUCCUCCAUGUCUCGGUAUUCGCGACAUUGCUGUCUCUACAAGAAGUAAUAACUCAUAACUACGAAUCUACGAGUGUGCGAAAUGUUCUCGAUGUCGUUCUUUAAUGCGCAUUCUCUUCUUGCAUGACGUAUCUCACGGUUUCAUCUCUGUAUCGAUAUCUUCCCCUUCAUACAAAUUUGUGCCGGUCUAAGGCCUCGUAACUCAUGCACACGCAUCGGCGUGUAUUCGUAUGUGAAUCGCUUCGUUACGUUCAUUACGCAGUCGAUCGAUCGCGCACGUUAUUUAGGUUCGACACAUGUGGCGUUGUAAGGACAGCAAAGAAAGAUAAACAACAGCAAAGAAUGUGAAUGUCGCAACUUCUUUCGCACAUUAACUUUCAAGUUUAUUUAAGUGUGUGUAAUUAUUAUGAUGCGCGUAAGAGAUCAAAUAAAAAUUUAGAGCACGUUUGCACAGGAAAAGAGAUUGAAAAGAGAGAGAAAUAUAUUCUCGUCCCUUACGGUCGACACGCAACUUAAAUCGUCGCGAGAGUUUAUUGACCUCUGUGUCAUUAGGACGGGUCUUAACACAAAUUAGGAGACAUGACUCCAGUUUACACGUGUGUUUUAAUUAAGCAAUUGCCAUACCCUAUAACGUAAUGAGUUAAAUGGUGGAUAUCUUUCGUCAAUAUUUAUUCGUUGCUAUUCAGGCAGAUCGUGUAGUCGGAGAAUCGACCGGACGGCGCGUUGAUAAUGACCAUAUUCGAUAAGAAAUACCAACGAGUUCCGCUAACCCGAUGUACGAAAAGCCCUUGCGAAUGAAUAUCUCAAACACAUCUUUUACUGAAAGGAACGUUUGCGAGUUCUGGUUUAUCGAUCCGUCUAAAGAAAAAAAAAAGGUUAAUCUAAAGGCAUGGAAUCUAGAUGAGAAGGCAAGGAAAACCUGAUUGGAUUCAUUUUGAAAAAAGCACACUGAGAUUUCCAAUUUAUUCCGUUCACUUGAUUGCACGAAAGGUCCCAAGAGUAUCGAUAAGAGAAUCUUUAUUAUUAUUUUAUACACAAGAGUGACUAUAAAUUUGACAAAUAAGAGUCGUAUUGAGCGUUUAACAAUACGAAAAAGUUAUUUAAAAAAUGCAGAUUUUUUAUUUUUUGUGGAGCUUUUAUGAUAAAUGUAAAAUUUAAUCAAAUGAAAAGAAACUUGCAAAUCUUCCUUCAUAAAUUAUUACAUAAGUACGAUAUUGGAAUACAAAUAACUGUGAGAUGGUAUAAUUAUUAGUUUAACAGUGAUAAGAGUAAAAGAGUGGGCGUGUUUUGUUUCAUUGGUAUGUGAUAUGACAUAUAACUUGAGGUUGGUACAGCCUUGGUACUGUACAGCGACCGAAUGCGUAUGUUGCUUUCUUUUCAGUUUAAGGAAUGAUGGAAUUACUGCACCACCGAGCAAACAGAAGACAAAAAUGAAAAGAUAUACUUAUUUUAUAGGAAACGAGGAUGACGUCUCGAAACAGACCGAUUAAAAUUACGACCAUCGGCGAUGGCAUGGUUGGAAAGACGUGCAUGCUCAUCACGUACACAAAGAAAGAAUUUCCAACGGAAUAUGUGCCUACAGUUUUCGACAAUUAUGUCGACAGCAUAUGCGUGAACGGACAACAAUUCGAAAUGACAUUGUGGGACACGGCUGGUCAAGAAGAUUACGAGAGACUUCGACCGCUGUCGUAUCCAAAUACUGACUGUUUCCUAGUCUGUUUCUCUAUAAGCGCCCGUAGUUCUUUUGAAAACGUAGCAAGUAAAUGGCAUCCAGAAAUUAAAGCAAAUUGUCCUAAUGUGCCAAUUGUACUCGUGGGUACCAAGGCAGAUCUUAGAAAUCAAGAAGUUAUGGAUAUUGUCAGUUCGCGAGAUUGUAACAAAAUGAAAAAAAAAAUCAAGGCAGUUACAUACGUCGAAUGUUCUGCAAUAAAACAGCAAGGUCUCGAAGAUGUUUUUAUAGAAGCUAUUAAAGCCGUACUAAAAAAGCCGUCAUCGAAAAAACUUUGCUGCAUUCUUUGAAACUAAUGCAUUUAGUUUAAAGAACACAUCGUGCGGUUAUAAUUAUUAAGACCUAUGUAAAACCAAAGAUUUUUUCUUUGCAUAUUUUGUUCGUGUGCCUUUUUCUUGUAUAUUUUGUCCUUAUUAUAUUCUUAAGGCAUACUUUACUUUCUUUGUGUAUAGAUUAGAAUUCUCUUACGUCGUGUAAAUACAUAUGCGUAAAAUCUUUAUGCAUGCUGAUAUAAACAUUUUACGUAUAUAUAUAUAUAUAUAUAUAUAGUGUGCGUGUGCGCGCGCACGCGCGCGCGUGUGUGUGUGUUCUAUAUACCUGCAAAAUAAAACUAUCGAGUGGAUUACAUUUUACACUUUGUCAUAAAUUUUUGUAGAAUAUGAUCAAUAUUCUGUAAUUGUUAACUUUAUUAUAAAUGUAUUACAACGUAGAUAUAUAAAAUUAUAAAGUCAA
Molecule: messenger RNA, 2700 nt
Organism: Monomorium pharaonis (pharaoh ant)
Lineage: Eukaryota; Metazoa; Arthropoda; Insecta; Hymenoptera; Formicidae
Product: ras-like GTP-binding protein RhoL
Exons: 9
Coding region: 1704-2258 (184 amino acids)
Biological process (GO): small GTPase-mediated signal transduction
Molecular function (GO): GTP binding; GTPase activity
Source: RefSeq, a predicted model, not a curated record